Messenger RNA from Acaulospora morrowiae, 1593 nucleotides. The record is from the annotation of a GenBank genome assembly. Lineage: Eukaryota; Fungi; Glomeromycota; Glomeromycetes; Diversisporales; Acaulosporaceae.
AUGAGCAGAAGAAACUCGGAUCCGAGUAAUUUUCAUUAUUAUCAAAAUAUAUCCGAAAGUAUUCGUUCCUCAGAGGAAGGCAAGUGUUCCAACAAUGCUGUUACCAGCGAUCAUGACCUUGCGGUACAAUUACAACUAGCGUUUGAUGAAGAGAAUGAAGAGACAUCUUUUCAAGACUUCACAUUCUUACAAUCUCAGAAUAGAGGUCAGACUGAUUUAACAAGUACAAGCGAAGACGUCACAAAUGAUGAAAUCAUCGCAAGGCAACUGAAUGAAGAAUUAAAUAGCUCUAACAUCGGAUCAGUCGACACUUCAUCAUUGGGAAGUCCGAAUGACAUCCCCCAAACAAGAGAUCAUGAUGAUCAGCCUUUAAAUUUUAGAGAUAUGGAUAUAAAUACCCCAUCCAUAUUUGAAGAUUUUCCUGAAGGUUAUGAAGGACCAAGUGAAGAUUUAAAUUCGAUCAUCCUUAGAUUUAAAACAAAACUACAUCAAAAGAAUCCUGAUGCUAAAAAGCUACGUAUUCAUCUUUCAUCAAGAAACCCAGAUAUUAUGUUUACGGAAUUCAUUAGUGCCAUUAGGCAAUUUAAGAAAAAGGAUUUUAUAUUGAUGCCAGAAAUUGUCUUCAGAAAUGAACCAGCAAGAGACUUCGGCGGAGUAUUUAAUGAUACAAUUCGUCAAAUUUUGGAGAUAUUUAUGUCACUAGAGAGUCCAGAGUAUGGUGGGGAUGGCCAUCUAUUUACGGGAGAUUCAUCCAAGCUAAUCAGCUCCACGGCACCGGUUCAUAUUAUGGAUGAACUUGACGCAUUUGGCGAUGUAUUGUUCUUAGCUGUAAUCCACAACGCGCCAUUUCCUAAUGAUCUUGAUAUUACCCUGUUUAAGUACUGCUUGAAUAUGGAGAACAUUAUAUCAUUGGAUGACUUAAAAGGUUUCAGCAUGACAAUGUACAAUCUUGCUAGAAGAGUAUAUGAUGCGCCACAAAACGUAGAUUUGUCAACAAUAGAAGGAUUUGAUCAAUGGGCUGAGGAAAAAGAAAUCAAUGCCAUACAAAUGAAAUUAUAUUCUAGUUCAAGAAAGAAUCUAAAGAAGUUGGCCAAUUUAAUUUGUGAGGAUGUGUUGAUUAAUAGUCGCAUCAAUCAGCUUAAAUCCAUAAGCAAAAAAUUUAACAAAUUUGGAUUUUUCGAUGCUCUGAAAGCGAACAAAGUUACAAUUGAGGACAUUAAGAAUUACUUUUAUUGUGAGAUAGUAACACCGAAUGACAUCAUCCGGAAAUUGGCGUUCGGUGAUAACCUGAAUCCCAAACAGAGAAAUGUUCGAGAUUGGCUCAUUGAUUGGUUACUAAUACAAGAUAAAACAGAGUUACAAGAAUUCUGUAGAUUGGUUACGGGCUUUAAAAAUCCUAGGGAGCAAAUAAAUGUAUCCUUUAAGUUUUAUAUUCCCCAAGAGCCUAGAGAACUUCAACUUACACCCAGAUUUGUCACAUGUUACCAAGAGAUGAAAAUUAGUGAAGGUUUUUCAUCACGUCAAGAGUUCUAUACAAUCAUGAACGCACAAGUUGAUCAGUCAAUCCAUGAUAAUAGAUUUACCACAGCCUAA